UGCUCGUUGGACAGAGGUGAACACAUAGUACCGGAGCUGGUCUCCAACGCUGACUGGGAUUUGCUUUUAGCUUGGAUCGACCCUGCAGGCCGGGGAGUGCAUCGGCCUUCGAGUGGGAUUUUUACGUGCUGAGCUCAUAUUUUUAUAUUUUAAUAUCCUCCUUACCUGCUGCUGGCAGCGCAGGUUGAACCAGGGCAGGACUUCCUGAAAGAGAUAUAAACCAGAGGAACCGGAUUCACUCUGUGGGCUCAGAGGUCAUCCCACUGACCAACUGCGAGGCCGUGCACCAGCCAGCUGUCUCCAAGCCAGCAGACAACACUAUCCCCAGCGCAGCGGGGUCAUGGAGGAGUUGGAGGUCUGUUCCCUGCCUGGGGGACUCGCCAGUGUGAGGAAACAAUUUGAGACACAGGAAACUGCAUCAUCACACAAUGUUACCCAGUUCCAUUUCCAACACAGAAGUGUGCAGGAAAUAUCCAACUCGGAGGUGACGGUGUCGAGCAGCAGAAGCAGCAGGCAGGUCGUCCCAGGCAGUCAGCAGACCAAUUUCAACCAAGAAACGAUGGUGUCAUACAGCGACAAUAACUUGGCAUCCAGUUAUGAAAACCAUCAAGAUGAAACAGAAGAGGAGUUCCCCAGGUACACUACAAAAGAACUGAGAGAUCGCUUUGAAAAAACAAUAGAAGAGGCCGCUCCACAAAAAACAAUUAAGAUUGGACGUGAUAUCAAUCGAGCUAAGUGGUCCUCAAAUGUGACACAAAACAACACCGUGAUUAGAGAGGUGUAUGAGGCAUCCGCCACUGAGGAAGCAGAAGACACGUCGGCUGAAGUGAUGGAUUAUGAGGACUUUCCACCCCCGCCAGCUGAGGAUUCUGACUAUCUUCCACCCCCGCCUCCAGAUUUACUAGAAAUGCCAUCAGACAGUGAAGAUAUUCCAGCAUGCUAUUACUCACCUGAGCCUCCAGAACUGGUAAACCCCCCAAAACACCAACUCAACAAAGAGGCUUACUUCAAGCAGAGGGGUAUGUAUGAGCUGAAACGCCUUUACAAGCACAUUCACCCUGAGGUUCGUAAGAAUAUAGAGAAGGACUACUACAGUGAUUGUACCGAAACUGAGAACAACCAGUCAGAGAACCAAGAGUACAUGUAUGAGGAUGAUGGAGGUUGUCCCGAUGACGUCAACGAUGAAGAAUACGUGGACUGGGAGGAGAUUCUCCCCGGGGAGGUGCAGGCGAUGCGAUGGAUGUUUGAAAAUAAGCCUUUGGACACCAUUAAAGAUGAAACUCCUGAGGAUGAGGACGAUGACAACAACAAAAUAACUGAGCAGGAAAUGAUUCUUGGAAAAGAUGUGAGGCGUACAGCUUGGAUGUUUGAGACCAAGCCGAUGGACGAGCUGAGUUUGCACAAUGUCAACUCGACAGAAUAUAAAAACAAAUUCAACAAAUUUGAUAAAGGGGAUGUCCGUGCUGCGGCAUGGUUGUUUGAAACCCAGACAAUGGACACUUUAAAUAAAAUGCAUAAAGAGGAGGAUUUGACGAAAGAGGUUGUGUUCACAGAGGAGGAUGGAAAUGCCACCAUUUACAUGAUUGACAAUAAGUACAUGGAGAGCCUUGGCCACACCGAGACCAUCGACGAAAGCCACCUAUUGACUCUGAGGUCAGUCUUAGAGGAAAUUCAUGGAGAGGUGAAAACCGUCACGAGCACUUUUGACACUCAGUUUAAAUGCAUCAUCAUGGGACAAUCAAGCCAAAUGCUGGAGAUUAAGUCUGUGCGUAAAAUUGAAAGUGAAUUGGAGACGUCCAUUGCUUCACGUUGGCUUUUCGAUACCCAACCCCUGGACACGACAAACAGAGAACAAACAUCUUUGAAACUUGUGUGUAGUCUUUCCAUGGAGGAUAGCAAUAAGGGAGACUGGGGCAGGUGGUUGUUUGAGAUAAAGACAUUAGAUUCUGAGUGGGAAAGCUCAAAAAUGGAGAAGAAAGAGAUUUCUGGAGCUGACGUGCGCAAGCACUGUUUAGUGUUUGAAACCCAGCCAAUGGAUUCUCUGAAGGACGACUCCAAUGCGAGACCCCAGUCUAUUGAACAAAUUAUCGGGGGCAAUGUUAGAUCUGCCAGGCACUUUUUUGAAAGCAGCCCUCGAGCGGAGAGGAAGACCGGCCCUGAGGUCGGCAAACUUCAAAAGGCAACAGUAAAUGAAGAAAUGAAAGGGGAUGUGAGGCACCAAAAAUGGCGCUUUGAGAGUCAACCUCUAGAGCACAUAAGAGAGGAGAAGAAAGAGGUUACUCGCACUGUGAAUGUUGAGGACGACCUCACACAGGAGGAUGGCACAAGCUGCAGGGCAGAUGUUCGCAAGAACUGCUGGGUGUUUGAGACCCAGCCAAUGGAUACGUUAAAAGAUGAUUCAAACGCUCAGCCCCUGACAAAGGAGGACGUUAUUGCAGGUAACGUGAGAUCAGCCAGACAUUAUUUUGAAACGAACCCAGCUGAGGAGUUGAAGGAGCUCGCAGAGGUGGGCAAACUGAAGAAAACAGUCGCACUUGAUGAGGAGAGGGGUGAUGUCAGACAUCAGAAAUGGCGGUUUGAAAGCCAACCCCUGGAGCAGAUCAGACAGGAAAAGAAGGAACACAUCCGCACGAUCGACAUGGAAGAAAUUGAUAGAGUUGACGUCUCGAACUACAAGCAAAUCUUUGAGAGCACAGAUUUAAACUGGAGUGACGAAUCUCAAAAGAUUCUCAUAGAGGGUGUAACAUCUGGUUCUGUGAAAUCAAAUACAAACCUAUUUGAGUCCAGCUCUCUGUACGCCAUGCAAGACAGCUCAGGGCACUUCCAUGAGGUGAAAACAGUGCGGCGUGAAGAGGUUGUGAAAGGAGAUGUAACAACGUGCAAGUGGAUGUUUGAAACGCGACCGAUCGACCAGUUUGGUGAAAGCAUUGAAAAAUACCAAAUCAUCAAGGGCAUAUCCAAAGAAGAAAUAGAGUCUGGUGACGUUAAAACUGCAAAGUGGUUGUUUGAAACACAGCCUCUUGAUGCUAUUAAAUACUUCAGCAAUAUUGAAGAUGAAGAGGUUGCGGGGACAAGUAGAAAUGUUGACGUCAUGAAGGGCGAUGUGAAAACCUGCAAGUGGCUAUUUGAGACAAAACCAAUGGACGUCCUGUACGAAAGAGCGGAGUUAAAGGGUGAAAAUGAAUCUGAGGAAAUGAAAAAGGGAGACGUCAAAACCUGCUCAUGGCUUUUUGAGACACAAGCACUCGAUACUAUCCACAACGAGACGGAGACCAUUCUGAAAACAUGCACUGUCAAUCAAGAGGACAUUAGAGGAAAGGAUGUGACAACGGCUUGUUUUCUCUUUGAGACGGAGAAACUGGAGAACCUCACUGGGGAGGAGAAGGGCUCUUUUAAGCGCAUCACGGAGAUAGACAUUUCGUCUGGAGACGUGUCUGGUAUGAAGUACAUUUUUGAAAACCAAACAUCCGAUAUCAUGACUUCUACAUCUGGGGAAGCGAUGCAGAAGCUCAAGGCAGUUCAGACUGAGGACAUCCAAAGAGGAAAUGUGGUGAACUGCAAAUGGCUCUUUGAAAACCAAUCAAUAGAUACAAUACACGAUAGCAAGGAGGAGUUUGUGAGCUGCCGCACAGUGAACGAUGUACAAGGUGGAGACGUAGAUAAGGGGCGUUUCAUAUUUGAGAGAUACUCCUUAGAUGAAAUUCAGGAGACGGACAUAGAGCUGAUGAAAAUGCGGAAAAUUGUCCGUGACGAAGAUGAAAAAGGCGAUGUGAGGAAUUACACCAUGAUGUUUGAAAAUCAGCCCCUUUACGCUAUUCAGGACAAAGAGGGACUUUACCAUGAGGUCACCACUGUCACAAGCGAAGAAGUAACGCGAGGAGAUGUCGUCGGAACCCGAUGGAAGUUUGAAACCAAGCCCCUCGACGCCAUCAAGGACACCGAUGAGGUUUAUAUCAUUAAAUCUGUCACACAAGAGGACAUGCAGAAAGGGGACGUCACCAAUGCCAAGUGGAAAUUUGAGACACAACCUCUCGACAGGAUUGCUGCUGAAGAGAAGGCUUUCAUAAAAACGGUGGAUGACAUUCAGGGGGGCAACGUUAGGAUGAACAAAGAUCGCUUUGAGUCUGACGCACUGUCGCUGGAAUCUGUUAGAACAGUUAAUGUGAGCGAAAUACAAAAAGGCGACGUCAGGUCGGCGAAAUGGAGAUUUGAAACCCAGUCCAUUGAUAAAAUAAGAAGCAUGAGCUCUGAAAAUCUGAUUGAAACGGUUAAAAAGGAGGAGGUUGAAAAGGGAGACGUUAAACAUUCAGUAUGGCUCUUUGAGAAAAAUCCUCUUGACCACAUCAAAGAGGUCGAUGAAGACGGAGGUGCGACCAUCACAUCACAGGAGGAGGUUUCCAAAGCGGAUGUAAAGACAACAACGUGGCUCUUUGAAACGACACCGUUCGACGACUUUAAUGAGACAAAAAUGGAAAAGACCGAAAUCCUGGGCAAGAGUGUCAAGGGAACUCUUGAGGAACUUUAUAGUCAGGAAAUGGUGAAGUCGAAGGGGAUACUCAUUGAGGCUGAUGAAAUAGGCGACGUUAGGAUGGCAAAAUACCAGCUGAUGAAUAAGCAGGCUCCGGAAAUUCAACGAGAGGAUGUCAUCAGGGGAGAUCUGCAGACUAUUAUGAUGAACCUGCUGAACAGACAGGAAAGACAGGAGCAGCAGAUAGUCAUAGAUUCAGAAGAGAAAGGUAAUAUCAGUUCAACGGUGCAUCAACUAUUUAACCAAGAGAAAGACAGCAGUGUUGAAAGGGAGGAAAUAUUACGAGGUGACAUUCAGGAAGCGAUAAACAACCUUUUUGAUGAGAGCGGCUCAGCGAAACGUGGAAUACUCAUCCAGGAGGACGAGAAAGGAGACGUGCAGAUGACAUUAUAUUCCCUUCUCAAUAAACAAGAGAGUGUUAACGUUGAAAAAGAGGACAUUGUGAGAGGGGACAUAAAGAGCACUCUUCAAAGACUGUCCAGCUUUGACAAGUCAGAUCAGGAAGUGAAGAUAAGGGUACAUGAGGCUGAAAAAGGAAAUGUCAACUUUUACUCCACAUGCAUUGAAUCUGGGGCUCUGGACUAUCUUAAACAGCUCCACGUUGAACCUGAUGAGGAUCUGCCUGACAGAGUAGAAAAAGAGCAGAUAGUUGGAGGCGACAUCAAGCACACUAAACUUAUUCUUGGCCGUAAUCAAACGCAAAUUGAGCGUACAGUGGAGGAUGUUGUACCCGGUGAUGUUCACAACACGGUGAAAGUUUUCAUGUCAGAGCCAACCCUCUCAUUGGAAGGACUCCAAAGGGAGGAGAUAGUCAAAGGCGAUUUAAGAGCUGCUUUGAGCUCAUUGUCUGUUUCAGCAAAUCACACAGUUGUUGUAGAGAAAGAGGAGGUGGUGAAAGGCAACAUACCGAAAACCCUGCGGUGCCUGGAGAGGGCUCAAAAGCAAUACAAGGAGGUGGAGAAGCCGGAUAUCAUACCGGGGAAUAUCAAAGGGGCUCUGAGAUCUCUCGAGAAAUCAUCGACAUCCAGAGUCGAAGCUGUUGUCGAGGAUUUAGUUCCUGGAGAUGUGAGGGCCACACUGAAAUCUCUGGAGCUGGCAAAGCAAGCGGUGAGGGAAGUUGAAAAGGAAGAAAUUGUGAGGGGCGAUAUUCGCACAGCAAAGCAAAGUCUGCAUGACGCCUCCAGUGAGAGGAGGAUGUGUCAACAGGGAAUAGACGUUCAGGGAGACGUCAGAGGUACGAUUCAGCUCUUAAUGGAGCCUCCGCCUUCGCCGAGGAUGGAAAGGAGCCCGAGCCUCGAGCGUGAGGUAAAGGGCGAUGUGAAGAUGUCAAUUAAGUCAUUAUAUGAGAUGCACGAUCAGUCCCAGCUGGAGAAAGAAGAAGUGAUAAAGGGCGAUGUUAAAGGUACUAUUAAAUCACUGUUGGAAACAGCACAGCGGGAAGCUCCCAAAGUCAGACUUGGAUCAUACAGGAGAGUUCGAGUCAAGCAGAGCCCCCCAGUUAAAAACCUAAACACUGACGCACAGAGGAACAUACAGAAGAUAAAAACUGCUAAUUCAGUUGAGACAUCCACUCAAAAUCACUCCAUCUCUAAUGAAACUGUUAGUACAGUGUCAAGUUCUGUGGUGGAGCAUAAAACGAUUACCCAAAACCACGGCAUCAAAACAGUAAAGACAGAGUUUCGUAAUCUAAAGUCGAAGGGAAAGGGAAUGAAAAAAGUAGAUAAAACCAAAGUAAAAACUGAUGAUUACAUCCUAAAAACACAAGCGCCAGAGCCCGAUCUGCCUCUCCCACCCCCACCAGUGGCAGACGCUGAGCUUCCACCUCCGCCUCCUCCUCCCUCUGUUGUUUCUGACAUUGAUCACCUUCCUCCUCCACCACCGCCACUCACCACUGAGCAGGACUUCCUCCCACCUCCUCCAUCUCAACAAGAACUGGAAAGCAUGCCAGCACAGGCAAUCCAUCCUUCACCAGCCAAAGCGAAAAAGAUGACGGUCAAAAAAGUGAAAGCUCCCUUUUUACACCAGGUCCCGAAGCUGGAGCCUAAAGUGGAGUUUAGUAAAACACAACAGAUGGAAGUCACAUCGAAGACAGUGGUAGAGACGAGCCAAAACCAAUCGAAAACAACAACACAUUCAUCAAAAACAUGUGAAAGCCCUCUGCCGCCUCAGUCGCCACAACCACUAAAGAAAGUUUACAUUGCUCCUGUGAGAUUCACCCCUCCACCCUCUCCUCCACCUUCGAUGAGAGGGAAAAUGAGUAAAUUUAACACCCCAUUAAUAAAAGCAGAAGAAAAGUACCGGAAGGAAUACACCCCCCCAACCACUCCAACACCCAUUUACAUACAUGAUUCAGUUACUGCUGCUCUUGAAAUGCUCUCCACCGGUGAUACAGAGUGGUCAAAUAACAACGCGUCGGCAUUGAGCGUUCAUUCAGACUCCCUAUCAUGUGAUUUAUCCAAGCAUGUUGUAGUCUCAAAUACUACCCAGAGCAAUAUCAGCGCUAGCCACGAGAAAAUGCUCACAAAUUCAACUGUUAUGUCGUCUGCCAAACAGCAAAUUGUCUCUAAUGAGACUUCUGAGGUUGUCUCAGUUCAAAAGACCUCAUCUGUCUCAGCUGUUAAACAACAGAUGCAUAUGACUACACAGAAAACUGUAUCUGUUUCCUCCAAGCAGUCUGCUCAGUCCAUCAUGGACACAGUCCAGACCUCCAUGGACACAGUCCAGACCUCCAUCACUGACGUCGCAAAAACUGAAAACAUUACGGCCGAUAGAAAGAAGGAUUCUAAAAAUCAGAAAACAAUUUGCUCCAACACGUCUGAAUAUAAAAACGAAGAUGAAAUGCAUUCUGAUAAAAUCCAUAUGGAGGUAAAAUCAAACAAAUCACAAUCUGAGAAAAAGGACAAAAAUGUCAAAGGGUCCAAAUCACCACCACGUGACAACAAGAAGAAAACCGAUCAUCCUCCUACCAAUAGCCAAGAGAAAAUUUCUGAUCUGCCAAUGCAAACAGAAAAGGCGGCUGCCAAAACAAAUGGAAAAGCAGGCAAACCAAAUCAAAAGGUGAAAAAGAACAAGCAAGAAAAGCAAGUAGAGACGAGAACAUCCAGUGAGAGUGAGAGUGUUUCGAAAGAUGUCAAGAUGGAAGUGAAGGAAGCUACCGAGGUGAAAGUGAUCAGUGAAGCUAAAGAAGGAAAGACAGAGUUAAAGCAGGGGAUUAAGAAAGUUACUUCCUCUCCUGCUGCUGCCUCCGCGCCUGCUGUUACUGUUAGCAUAACUGACAGCCAAGCAGAAACUCCGACUCCAGCAAAGAAGAAAAAGAAGUCCAAAAAGUCUAAAGGGAAUGCACAGUCAGGUCAAGGUAAAGAGAUUUCCACAGAAUCAAAGAAAGACGUUAUAGAAACCAAGAAAACAACGUCUGAAGAAUCCCACCAAACUCAUGAAACAAUUGCAGUUUCCCAAAUUCAUCAAAGUAUAAAAGAAGAGCAGAUUCAAGUCAAGAGAGAAGUCAUUACCACAGAAAGCAAAGACGAUCAGAAUUUCCAGCAACAAAAAGCAGUUCAAAAGCAAGUCAAGGGAUCUCAAAAGAAGAAAGAAGUGACAGCUACUCAGCAGAGCGCAGAGAAACCGCCGGAAGAAAGCAGGGAUGUCCCAAUUACAGUGACAGGCGAGUCAGAGCGAAAUGAACGGGCAACGUCCACAGCAGGCAGAACAGAAGAAUCUCAGAGGCGAGAGGUCCAAGUGUUAAUCUCUCACAUCACAGAGAUACAGGGAGUUUCAGAAAAGACUGACUCUAAAUCUGUGAAGACUCUACUCAAUACUGCUCCAGAUUGGCUCAUGAGUCCGGAGAGAAAGUGUGAGCUGGAGGGAUCUGUGGCGGAAAGUGAUGCUCAGAAAAGUGAAGAAAUUAUUUCACGGGUGAGGAAACUAGCAGAGGAGAAACUAAUGCAUCUAGACGAUAAUGAGACAAUGGAGAAACACGAGUGUGAGACAGUUUCUGAGAAAUCUGUUUCUUGUGGGGCAACGCCGAGAAUAUCCAAGAUCAGUAUUGGUUCUGCCAAAAUUGAGAACCAAACAAAGAAGAAGACGUCCCGUGAAAUGCGGAAAGAAGAGGCGAGUCAGUGCAAGUCUGUCGACAUUCGGGCCUUCUCGCCGCUACUGAGGAUGCGUUCUCCCUCGCCGACAUUUAUCACCAUUGAAUCCACGCGACGAACUGACUCACCCCAGAGAGUUACUCCAUCGCCUACCCUGCUGCAUAGGCCGCCCACACCUCCCACACCGCCGCCACGCAGGUGUGACACCCCAACGUCACGCAGGUGUGACACCCCAACGUCGCGGCUCACUAGAAUCACACCCUCUCCGACUUUUGACAGAGCGGAAAAUUUGGCUCGACUCAAAGACACGAUGGCGAAACUCUCGCGUGGCGUCACGCCACCGCCGCUGCUUCCCCAACAAAUCUCGGAGAGGAAAUCUGAGAUUGUGGAAUCGCCGCCGUCGUUUCAUCGGCAAAUCAGAAUCGAGUCUCCACUUGUGGAGGCUACAGGGACGUCAAUUGCAGCAGAAAAGCCCAAAAAGAGUUUAUCUGUAGAGGCUCUGUGGGCGGACGUAAACUCUGCACAUGUAGAAGAAGAUCAAGCUAAUAUUUUAGAGGGUUUGAACGCCAAUGAAAUACAGUCUCACAUAUCAUUGUGUCAGAAUGACCCAGAUCUUAUUGAUGCUUCAGAUAUGUCAGAGUCGUCGUCUGUGUCUGUCAAAGAAAAGAGAGAGUUUUUUGAAGAAGCUCAAAAGGCUGAAAUUCAUAAGACCUAUGUGCGAAAGGAGCCCAUAGCUAUCCCUGAACGACUGGGCCCAGACAUGGAGGACUGUGAGGCAGAGAAUAAGAACAAAGAAAAGGAUGAGCUUCCCAGGGCCGACAUGUGUGGUCUUGUAAACAAAUUUGAGUCACCAGAAGAAAAAUCCUUUAUCAGAAAAGAGCUUAUUCCACUCACAGACUGGCUUUACAAUGACGCUGAAAGCCCAGAUUGUGACAAAGAGAAAGUAGACAUCCUGGAACUGGAAAUGGCAGCUUUUGACAUUCAGGCUAUUAAAAAUGUUUUUGAACUGGGUGAGCAAAGUUCCUCAUUCAGAGAGGAGAAAGGGGAUCAGGAGGAGACUGUGUCAAGUCUGAGUGAAACAACAGCAGACACUUCAAAGCGGGAAAGUCCUCAAGAGACAAAGAGAGGCUCACGGCAGAGCACCCCCCUCCCUCUUCAGAAAACUGAGGUAGAAACUGUGCCAGCAGAGCCAUCAGCCUUUUCUGAAACCAAAUCAAUCACAGAGCAUUUCUCAAAUGUUGAUGAGUUCGGUAACAAGGUCACCGGAACAAGGACAGCUGUCACUGAGCACUCGGAGAGCGCGUCGACCCAACGGGCUCCUUUUUCCUACGCUGAUGCAGUGAAAAGAAAAGCUGCAGAUGCGAAGCAAACAGAAACCGACGACGACGACGACGACGCCACUGACAUGUUGCUGAGCAAUUUCCACAAAACAUGGACAGAGAGUGAAUCCGUUUUCAAGAGUCUCGGCUACACGAUUUCUGAGGAGACAACAUCACAAGUUGUGUCACAUCAGACGAAGAUUGUCUCAUCUGGUUCGAGUUCCGAAGUCGGAGCUCUGCACAGUAUGUCGGAGGAGAGCUUAUCCGAUGGAUGCUCUGAUAGUGGACAAAAAAAAGUACCAUAAAUCCUGUUUCUGCUGUGAGCACUGCAGAAAUAAAUUAAGCCUAGGAAAUUACGUCUCUCUCCAUGGACACUUCUACUGUCUGCCCCAUUACAAACAACUCCUCAAGUCCAAAGGGAGCUAUGAUAAUGGAAUUGGGCAGAAACCUCCCGCAGGAAGUGGUGGACCUAUUCCCCCAGAUGAAACACUUGAAUGGAGAUAUUCCAUGAGCAGCCUAAGUUCAGCAGACAAAACACACAGCGGUGAAAACGAAACGGCAAAAAUGUGUGAUGAAAGCAAACCACACUCCAACAAAAUGUCUGUAGUUUGGCCCCCGCAGGCCGAUCCCCCGAAGAAAGCCUUUAAAA
Sebastes umbrosus (honeycomb rockfish) is the source of this 10584-nucleotide messenger RNA. RefSeq names its product xin actin binding repeat containing 2b (gene xirp2b). The coding region runs from base 341 to 10240 and encodes 3299 amino acids. The record is from RefSeq and is a predicted model, not a curated record. Gene Ontology annotation, molecular function: actin filament binding. The transcript is spliced from 9 exons. Gene Ontology annotation, biological process: actin cytoskeleton organization; actin filament organization. NCBI's taxonomy places the organism in Eukaryota, Metazoa, Chordata, Actinopteri, Perciformes, Sebastidae. Gene Ontology annotation, cellular component: stress fiber; focal adhesion.